Messenger RNA from Phycomyces blakesleeanus NRRL 1555(-), 541 nucleotides. RefSeq lists its product as hypothetical. The record is from RefSeq and is a predicted model, not a curated record. Bases 88 to 462 code for a protein of 124 amino acids. The transcript is spliced from 2 exons. NCBI's taxonomy places the organism in Eukaryota, Fungi, Mucoromycota, Mucoromycetes, Mucorales, Phycomycetaceae.
AUAUUUCUUCCUUUGCCUUUCAAACCACAAAACCAUAAAACCAUAAAAAUCUACAAAAACUGCAACUUAUAAUAAACCAAAAUAAUAAUGAGCCAAUUAAAGACCUUUACUCUUCCACCAUCAAUCCUCACUUGGCCUCUGGAUGAAUAUGAAGAAGACUGUAUGACCUCGGCUAGUUCAAAACAAUCCUGCGAUUACCACCCUACUGAACCGCGCUGGCCCUUGCCUUAUAUCCAACAAUACGCUUCCAUUCCCUCGGCAAUCUUGGAAACCACCAACAAUUAUAUCGACACUAAAAACACAAUAUCUCUUUCAAUACCUCUUCCUACUCGUCCUACUCGUCCUACUCGCCCUACUCGCCCUACUCCGUCCAAGCUUGUUUUGAUUUUGAUUUUGAUUUUGAUUUUGAUUCAAGAAAUUGGAAUCCAAAUCCAAAUCAAAACCAAAAAAAAAAAAAGAUAAAGAGGAAAAUAAGAAUAAGAAUAAGAAUCAAACUGUAUAUAGCUUAGCAUUUUCUAUCUGUCUAUCUUUCUCCCUGUAU